Molecule: messenger RNA, 489 nt
Organism: Hipposideros armiger (great roundleaf bat)
Lineage: Eukaryota; Metazoa; Chordata; Mammalia; Chiroptera; Hipposideridae
Product: DNA-directed RNA polymerase III subunit RPC9
Exons: 1
Coding region: 7-489 (160 amino acids)
Biological process (GO): transcription initiation at RNA polymerase III promoter
Cellular component (GO): RNA polymerase III complex
Molecular function (GO): nucleotide binding
Source: RefSeq, a predicted model, not a curated record
GUCAGCAUGGAAGUGAAGGAUGCCAGUCCUGCGCUGCUCAGUAACUAUGAGGUGUUCCAGUUACUAACUCAUCUGAAAGAGCAGCGUAAAGAAAGUGGAAAGAAUAAACACAGCUCUGGGCAACAGAACUUGAAUACUAUCACCUAUGAAACAUUAAAAUACAUACCAAAAACACCAUGCAAGCGCCAGAGUCCUGAGAUUGCCAGAGAAUUUCUCACAGCAAUGAAAAGCCACAAGUUGACCAAAGCUGAAAAACUUCAGCUGCUGAAUCAUAGGCCUGUGACUGCUGCUGAGAUCCAGCUGAUGGUGGAAGAGAGUGAGGAACGGCUCACAGAGGAGCAGACCGAAGCGCUCCUCCGCACUGUCACAAGCGUCCUGCCUACAGGCCCAGCCGCUGAGCAGAGGAAAAACGCCAACUAUGACGGGACAAUGGACCAAGAGGACCCAGAGGAGAAGAGCGCAGCUGGCCCAUGCAUCUCAGGACUUUGA